Brassica napus (rape) is the source of this 683-nucleotide messenger RNA. RefSeq lists its product as uncharacterized. The transcript is spliced from 2 exons. The annotation marks the transcript as partial. Gene Ontology annotation, molecular function: zinc ion binding. Lineage: Eukaryota; Viridiplantae; Streptophyta; Magnoliopsida; Brassicales; Brassicaceae. The record is from RefSeq and is a predicted model, not a curated record.
UGUGACAACAGCUUCCAAAACCUCGCCUUCGAAAGGUCUGAUAAUUCUGAUGAACAAGAAGAAGAUGAUGAAGCAAGAGAAGAUGAUGUUGAAGAAGAGUAUUAUGGUUUGCCUUUGCAAUUGGGUUGCUCUUGUAAAGGUGAUUUGGGUGUAGCUCACAGUAAGUGUGCUGAAACUUGGUUCAAGAUUAAAGGAAACAUGACAUGUGAGAUAUGCGGCGCAAUGGCUAUAAACGUUGCUGGCGAACAGUCAAACCAAGAGAGCAAUGCCUCUGCCCAUUCACAAACAACUGCAGGACAAAUUCAGACAGAGACACGGGGAACCUGGCAUGGUCGCCGUGUUAUGAACUUCUUACUUGCCGUUAUGAUCUUUGCGUUCAUUGUUUCUUGGCUUUUUCAUUUCAAAGUCUUGAAGUGAAACAAAUUUCAUCUCAGUCUCUUUCUCCCGCAGGCAAGCACACGCUCACUCUUCUUUUCAUGUUCUUGAGCUGUUUGUUUUGCUACAUCAAUCCCUCCUGUCGCUUGAUUGUUCACACGUUUUGUAGCUGUAAAUACUUGGUAGUAGCUUAUUGUUGUCACUUGUGAGCCUUACAUCUUGUAUAAUAUUCAUCUCUACUCCGGCUUGGUGAAACCUCUGCGCGACCAAGAAAGUUUAUCUUGGCUCUUUAGUUUCCAGACACAAAA